GUCCUAGCUGUCAAUUUCUCUUCUUCUUGUCCUUAAUCCGUGUCAUUCAACGCUGAAGACCUUUUACCAAUUGCUUCCCAGCGUGUGUGUUCGGCGCCAUGGCUUCAUUCCAGAAACUCCCGUUCUUUCUCCGCCAGUCCUCUCGGACUCUGGUUCGGUGCAGGAAACCCCUCAUUCAGCCCCCCGCACUACGCACUCUAGUGAUGAAGCACCCCAAGGACUUUGUCCCUCCUACAGAGGAGGACCUGCUAGAGCUUCGCGAGCGUGUACAGGAAUUCACACGGCGCGAAAUUCCCGAGGAAGUCGCCGCGCAAACCGACGCCCAAAAUGAGUUUCCGGCAGAGAUGUGGAAGAAGCUGGGUGAAGCUGGGUUCCUUGGUAUCACAGCCAAUGAAGAGUACGGUGGGCUAGGGAUGGGAUACCAGGCUCACUGCGUCGUCAUGGAGGAGAUCAGUCGCGCAUCUGGGAGUAUCGCCCUCUCCUACGCCGCACACUCCCAGCUCUGCGUCAACCAACUCUCCCUCAACGGAAGUCCCGAACAAAAAGAGCGAUUCCUGCCUGGCCUCCUAUCAGGUGAGAAGGUCGGCGCCCUAGCAAUGUCCGAACACUCUGCCGGAUCAGAUGUGGUCAGCAUGAAGACAACAGCCAAGGCCGUUGAUGGUGGAUUCCUACUGAACGGGACGAAGAUGUGGAUUACCAACGGCCCCGACGCAGACUUCAUCGUCGUCUACGCAAAGACCGAACCCGAGAAAGCCUCCAAGGGCAUCACAGCCUUUGUAGUAGAAAAGACAUUCAAGGGGUUCUCCUGCGCCCGCAAACUCGACAAGCUAGGCAUGCGCGGCUCCAACACCGGCGAGCUUGUCUUCGAAGAUGUCUUCGUACCGAAAGAGAAUGUCCUCGGAGAAGUUAACCGCGGCGUCAAGGUUCUAAUGGAGGGCUUGGACUUAGAGCGUCUUGUUCUUAGCGCUGGACCGUUGGGUAUCAUGCAAGCUGCUCUCGACCUCGUCCUCCCCUACACCCAUGUCCGCAAGCAAUUCGGUAUGCCCAUCGCCCACAACCAGCUGAUCCAGGGUAAGCUGGCAGACAUGUACACCAAGCUCGCCGCAUCCCGUGCCUACACGUACGCCACGGCCCGACAGAUUGAUAAUUCGGCUGCGGAGGGAUCUGGGGCUUUGAUCAGGACGCAGGAUUGUGCCGGCGCGAUCCUCUAUGCAGCGGAACGGGCGACGGAGUGUGCGCUGGAUGCGAUCCAGCUGAUGGGUGGAAAUGGGUACAUCAAUGAGAUCCCUGCGGGACGGUUACUACGCGAUGCGAAGCUGUAUGAGAUUGGGGCUGGGACGAGUGAGAUUAGACGUAUGGUGAUUGGGCGUGCGUUUAACCGGGAAUUUGCAUAGAAUCCGUGCUACAUACUAUGCCAGCAAGACCUACCUGAUCUAUCUGAUUGACCGGUUACGGAUUAGAUACCAAGGAUGUAACAAGUUGUAUGUUCGUGUUCUCAUGUACUCAUUUCUAUACACAGUGAAAUCAAUUACUUCUUGUUUCUG
Messenger RNA from Aspergillus eucalypticola CBS 122712, 1544 nucleotides. Its product is annotated as isovaleryl-CoA dehydrogenase. The record is from RefSeq and is a predicted model, not a curated record. Gene Ontology annotation, molecular function: 3-methylbutanoyl-CoA dehydrogenase activity; flavin adenine dinucleotide binding. NCBI's taxonomy places the organism in Eukaryota, Fungi, Ascomycota, Eurotiomycetes, Eurotiales, Aspergillaceae. Gene Ontology annotation, biological process: L-leucine catabolic process. The transcript is spliced from 6 exons. The coding region runs from base 99 to 1394 and encodes 431 amino acids.